Messenger RNA from Drosophila willistoni, 549 nucleotides. RefSeq lists its product as uncharacterized. Bases 1 to 549 code for a protein of 182 amino acids. NCBI's taxonomy places the organism in Eukaryota, Metazoa, Arthropoda, Insecta, Diptera, Drosophilidae. The record is from RefSeq and is a predicted model, not a curated record. The transcript is spliced from 2 exons.
AUGGCCGGUUGUGGCUUUUGGUUGUUCUUACCGCUUUCUCUCAGCGCUGUUUAUAUUAUAAAUUGUGAACGUAAUUAUCGCAUAAUUUUCGAUGACGUCAAUAUUCAGCAUUGGGCUCCCGAUUUAGUUGAAGAUUUUAAAUAUCAACUAAUUCAAAUGAACAAUCGCAGUUACGUCAGUGGACAUUUGAUUUUGCGAAAAAGUAUUGAAAGAAUUGAUGUGCGUACUAGACUGCAACUGGCAAAACCAUAUGGCAAAAAGAUAAAAUUGUAUGACGUACGAUUGGAAGGAUGUCAAUUUCUGAAAACUGUGCAAUCAAAUCGUCUUCUUAAUGUAUUUGCAACUACUUUCAAAAAACACACAAAUCAGAAUUUAACAUGUCCCUUUAAACCGCACUUAAAUUAUAGUAUGGACAAAUGGUGUAUAGACGAACAGGAUUUACCAUCGUAUGUUCCAGCCGGGGGAUUUGAUACCCUCACUGAAUAUUCUAUGCGAAAUAAAAUGGUAUUUCGUGUUAUUGUUAUUGGUCGAAUUGUUUUGAUCAAAUAA